AGUGCCGCGCCAGACUCCGCGCCGCGAGCAUCCGUACUGGCCGCACUAUGAAGACAUGACGCUAACACAACUUUUCCGCACGUCGACGCGCGUUCUCUGAUCAUUUUCCCGCUUCGUUUGCGCCGCGCGCUCGCUCCUUCUGUUUACGUGAAUACUUAGUGCCGUUGUGAGUGUGCGACGCUCACAUUUGAGGAAAAAAAAACUUGAAUUAUCGUGUUCCAAAAGUACAAUCGUCUCCAACCCGAUAAUCGAUAAUCAUAUGAAAAUGUCCGAAGCGAGUGCUUGAGUUCUCACGUUUACAAUGAAGCGAAACAUUAAUUGGACUCUUGAUGAAUAAUAAAUCGAGUCGGAUGCUACAUUUGGAGAAUGCGAAUGUGAUAUAAAAGGAUGCGUGAGGGUGGUGUGUGACGAAACAAGGCAGUGAGUGGCGGAUGAGGCGAGGCAGCGUGUACAGUGUCAGCGAAGGAUUGGAGCGGUGCGCUUGCGUCAGGUAGCGCGGGCGCGGGUGCGGGUGCGGGUGCAGCCAUGGCCGGCUGAUGGAGGCAGGCUGGUGGUCACCGUCGGCCUCGCCGCCGCCGCCGCCCCGCGCCCCCCCGCCUCGCUGCCGCUGCCGACACCCCUUCUCUACUAGCUACACCUGCUUGCCGCAUUACGAUGGAUGGCCAGACGGGGAAGAGGAAUCCACAGGAGGAGCGCUUCGGGAACGCGAGCUGCGGUCACUGCACCGCACCAUCCCCGCGCUGCGGAGAAGAGAACUCGACACCCGGGCUAUCAAGCACCACUUCUAUCCUGAGGGAGGAUGGGGAUGGAUCGUUUGUGGAGCGGCCUUUCUUGCACACUUAUUGUCAACCGGACUACAGCUGGCUUACGGAGCGCUACACGUUUACGCUUUGAAACACCUUGGACCAACCGCAGAUCAUGCUGUGUGGGCCGGAGCUAUUUGCGUGGGAGUGUCCCGUGCUGCCGGUGCUCUUGUAGCGGGACGGAGACGGUCACCAAGGCUCGUGGCUUUACUCGGGGGCUUACUGCUGCCUUUGGCCUGCCUCUUCACAUCCUUCGCGACACAGCUACAUCAAACGUUACUAAGCUACGGGGUUGUACUUGGUAUUGGAUGCGGCUUAGUAAGAGAAGCAGCAGGCCUAGUACUUGGAGCAUAUUUUCGUAGAAGAAGACAAUUUGUAGAACUAGUGGCUCAUGCUGGCGGUGGUGUAGGCAUUGCUCUGUUUAGCGUUGCAUACAAAGAAGCAGUUGGAAAGCUUGGUUGGCGAUUAGGAUUGCAAGCGGUCACGGGAGUUUUAGUCUUGGCAUUUUUUCUAAGUGCUGUUUACCGCAGUGCCUCUUUAUACCAUCCUCAACGCAGAGCUAUAUUACAUUUAAAAAAUCAACGUCGAAAGGUGAAGGAAAAAAAGGGUAUAAAACGACCUCCACUUAUUGAUCUAAGCCCACUUCAAUCUCGACCCGCGAAAGUUUUGUUGUUGGCCGCCGGAUUAGCGGCUUUCGGACUUUAUACCCCAGUAUUUUUUCUGGCUUUACAGGGAUUUCAGGAGGGCUUAGAGGAAAGUGCUUUGGUGUUGCUGCAGACGUUUUUGGGAUUCGCAGCGGUGCUCGGGUGUGCAGGCUUUGGACUCGUUCUUGUACGACCCUCAGCGCAAUGUCUGGUCUCUAAGCAGUACUUAUGUCAAACAGCGAUGCUCGGUAUAGGCAUCUCAAUGCUCGCUCUGAGCAGCGUCGAAGGUUAUCAUGGCUAUGUCCUUUUCGCGUGGAUGUACGGGCUAUGUCUCGGUGGAUAUCUGUAUUCUCUCAAAAUGCUGACAAUGGAAAGGGUUCGUGGUCGACACUUCACUAAAGUUUGGGGUUACGUUCAAGGAGCCGAAGCAAUCCCUGUUAUAGUAGGCGUUCCCGUAACAGGCUACAUAAACCAGCAAGCUCCCAGGGCGGGAUUCUAUUUUUCGACGGCGGCAACAUUGGCGGGCGCGUUCCUUUUGUUUUUCGUUGGAUUUUCGAAACGCGAGCCGGAACCACCUCCGCCCGCUGCCGCUCCCUCCAUAUCGGAGUCCUGUCGGUGUACGAGUCCCCUGCGGUGCGGGGCAGGGGGCGCGUGGUGCGCGUGCGGUGCUGGAGGCGCGGCCGCAUACUGUGCGUGGCCGGGACCAGCGUGCGGUGCGCGGCUACCCAAAUCAUUGUCGUACGCAGCACCUUUGGACAGGGCAUGUUGCUCGGCUACGCACUGCCCGGACUGUUACCGUCAAACGGUGCCAUUGCGUUCAUCCCGCAGCGUCCCAGAGGGCCUGGCGACGCGCACAUCAUCGUGGGGUCGCGCCGGCUCAUGUCGCGGUGCGUGCCGGCGACGUGAACAUCAUCUCAUAGAACAAAUCACUACAUCUGUUUGAAUGACGUAUACAAAUUUUCGAAUUUAUCGUUCGACCCAAUCAUUUAACGUGACGCGGACGUCUGGACAUGACCAUACUGCAUUACAAAAAAUAUAUUUUUUCAAGCAUCACAGAUGUAGUUCAAAUAUAGUUUAUUGUUUUGUAGAAUAUUAUUUUUUGGGAUCAGUGUUGUUUUAUUCUGGAGUUUAUAAAGGACAUUCAUUAAAAUAAAAACGAUCUUCCUGACGAAAAUCGUUAAAUAAUCUUUAAAACAAAAUUAGAUUAACGUAAAAUAGUUGAUAUGGAUGGGACCUUCACAUUUAGUCAAUAAUCAUGUUUACAAAUAAGUAGGUGAGGUCUUGUAAAACAUUUUCCCUAUGAUCAUUAUUAUAGUGUAAAUUUAAAUUGACCUAAUGUAAAUUACAAGUCCCUAAAAUAUGAACUGUAUAAUCUGUAUUGAGUAUAAUUUUAAAAUUGUCAAUUCGUAAAUAAAUUUUGGUAACAAAAAUAUCAAAAUAUAGAUUUUUUAAUUAAUUGCAUUUUCUUUUCAAACGUUUUAAAAUAUUAUUAUUUAUAGUUUUAGCUGUUCAAAAGUUGUUGUGUUUGUAAAAAAGUUUUUGGUUACGAAUAAAAAUAAUUAUUUAGAAA
Bombyx mori (domestic silkworm) is the source of this 3017-nucleotide messenger RNA. Its product is annotated as monocarboxylate transporter 4. The record is from RefSeq and is a predicted model, not a curated record. The transcript has 12 exons. Gene Ontology annotation, molecular function: monocarboxylic acid transmembrane transporter activity. Gene Ontology annotation, biological process: transmembrane transport. Bases 537 to 2390 code for a protein of 617 amino acids. NCBI's taxonomy places the organism in Eukaryota, Metazoa, Arthropoda, Insecta, Lepidoptera, Bombycidae. Gene Ontology annotation, cellular component: membrane.